Exophiala bonariae is the source of this 792-nucleotide messenger RNA. RefSeq lists its product as uncharacterized. Gene Ontology annotation, molecular function: deoxyribose-phosphate aldolase activity. The record is from RefSeq and is a predicted model, not a curated record. The transcript has a single exon. Gene Ontology annotation, biological process: carbohydrate catabolic process; deoxyribonucleotide catabolic process. Lineage: Eukaryota; Fungi; Ascomycota; Eurotiomycetes; Chaetothyriales; Herpotrichiellaceae. Bases 1 to 792 code for a protein of 263 amino acids. Gene Ontology annotation, cellular component: cytoplasm.
AUGUCUCCCCCCCCAAAGAUCAAGGUCACGCUACAGCAAAUAGCGAAAAUGAUCGACCAUUCUCUCCUCCACCCAACCAUGACUGAUGAGGAAGUACAGGCUGGACUCGACAUUGCGCGAAAAUACCAGACCGCAACUGCCUGUGUCAAGCCAUAUUCGAUUCCCCAAGCAAAAGCAGCACUUGAAGGGUCUGGUGUUCUCGUCUGCCCAGUCAUUGGAUUUCCAGCCGGAAACAGCACGGUGGAAGUCAAAGUAUUCGAAGCCGAGAAAGCAGUCGAGGCCGGGGGCAAUGAGAUCGACAUGGUGGUCAACAUCGGGAAAGUCUUGAGCAAAGACUGGGAGUAUGUGGAGAAGGAGAUCCGUGCGGUGAACACGGCGGUGACGAGCAAAGGCGCGAUCUUGAAGGUCAUCUUCGAGAACGAUUUCCUGCAAGAUGAGCACAUCGUCAAAUUGUGCGAGAUCUGCUCGUCUCUGGACGUGGCAUUUGUCAAGACCUCGACCGGCUACGGGUUUGUCAAACAGCCCGGUGGACUCUACUCGUACAAAGGCGCUACAGUGCCGCAUCUGAGGCUCAUGAGGAAGCAUUCCAAGGAGGGUGUGCAGAUCAAAGCAGCCGGUGGAGUGAGGACGUUGGAUGAUCUGCUCUAUGUCAUGUCCCUUGGUGUUACGAGGAUAGGGGCUACUGCUACGGUGGCUAUCAUUGAGGAAGCGCGGGCAAGGGGUAUCGGUGACACUCCAAUGGAGGUGGAUGUGAAGCCCAUGGCUGGAGAAGAUGAUGGCCCAGCAUAUUGA